AUGUAUUCCAAGAUUCUCCCGGUUGCGCUACUUGCCGUGAGCACGCUUGUUGCCGCCGAUCCAACGGUCUAUCUUAUCCGCCACGGCGAGAAGCCCGACGAUGACGGUACGGGCCUGAGCGCCCAGGGCGAGGAGCGCGCAGACUGCCUCCGCCAGGUCUUCGGAUCGUCGUCCGAGUAUAACAUUGGCAAGAUCAUGGCCAUGACGCCGAAGGAUGAUGGCAAGCGAAACCGACCCCUAAAGACCGUUAAGCCUCUGGCUGGGGACCUCGGACUUGAAGUCGAUAUCUCGUGCGACCGUGACGACCCGAAGUGUGUGAAGGAGGCCGUGGAGGAUUACGAUGGCGACGGCAACGUCUUGAUCUGCUGGGAGCAUGACGCGUUGACGGACAUUAUUGAGGAGUUGGGGGCCGACAAGGGACCGGAGUAUCCUAGUGAUCGGUUCGAUUUGAUCUGGACCGACCCAUCCCCGUACAGCGAGAUCACGGACGAGACGAGCGAACAGUGUCCUGGACUGGAUUAG
Aspergillus puulaauensis is the source of this 522-nucleotide messenger RNA. Its product is annotated as putative phosphoglycerate mutase family protein. NCBI's taxonomy places the organism in Eukaryota, Fungi, Ascomycota, Eurotiomycetes, Eurotiales, Aspergillaceae. The coding region runs from base 1 to 522 and encodes 173 amino acids. The record is from RefSeq and is a predicted model, not a curated record. The transcript has 3 exons.